Linnemannia hyalina is the source of this 420-nucleotide messenger RNA. NCBI's taxonomy places the organism in Eukaryota, Fungi, Mortierellomycota, Mortierellomycetes, Mortierellales, Mortierellaceae. The record is from the annotation of a GenBank genome assembly.
AUGGUCAAACUCGAAGAAGUCUCGCUCGAUCACGUUGAGGAGGAGGAAUACACCGACACCGACUCCUCUUCCGUCUACUCCGACGACGACGACGAGGACGACGUCGAUAACAUCGAGUCGAUCCUCGAUCGUGUCUGGGCCCUCCAGGACGUCAUCCCCGCAAAGACUCGCAGGUCCAUCGCCGACAAGUGCUCAACCGUCUACGGAUGGGGAAAGACCUCCGCCAACUUCCUCGGAAACUCGGCCUGGGUCCUCACCACCUCCGCUCUCCUCCUCGUCUUGCCUCUCAUGAUUGAGCUCGAGCACGAGCAGGGUCUGAUCGAGUACGAGAAGAUGCAGCAGCAGUCCACCCAGAUGCUCUCCCAGCCCGCUGGACAGCAGAAGAAGCAGGCCGCUGGCAUUGUUCCUCCCGGCUUCUAA